This is a messenger RNA of Coccidioides immitis RS, 2647 nucleotides long. RefSeq lists its product as uncharacterized. Gene Ontology annotation, cellular component: chromosome, centromeric region; nucleus. The transcript has 4 exons. Bases 110 to 2029 code for a protein of 639 amino acids. Gene Ontology annotation, biological process: meiotic chromosome segregation. The record is from RefSeq and is a predicted model, not a curated record. Lineage: Eukaryota; Fungi; Ascomycota; Eurotiomycetes; Onygenales; Onygenaceae.
CCGACAAUCUCAACUGGCCGGUUCACUGACAUGUUGCCAUCUUGUUUUUGGCUCGAAUAGAAGGGUGUUAUACCUGCUACAGGAAGGCUGCUUCUAGAACCACAAUUCCAUGGCCCGCCUCAACGAUCUUCCUCCGGCAACGGAGUCACUUGAAUCUUUGAAGCGACGAUUUAUUCGACAGAAUAGGGAAAUUGCUCGAGCAAACUCAAUUCAAUCCGCGCGGAUAAGAACACUUGAAUCCGAAGUGUCCAGACUCCUUACCGAAAACGUUGCCCUUCGCGAUGAAAUUAGUUAUCUGAAUAGGGAAGUUGAGAAGUGUCAGGGUAGUCAGCGCUUCGGUGACCAGUUGUUCUCUGUCAAGGAGAAACUUGAAGCAAAACUAGCCGAGCUAUCCAUUUUGGUUACCGAUCUUGGUUCGUUGCCUCGGAGGGCACACCCUAUUACGCCAAAGGAAUCGCAUAGUUCUGAUUUCUUGCGGUCUCCUUCCUGUGGCCGACAAAAUGUGAAGCCUGAAAAGACUGUCUCGACAGGAGACGAAGAUAGACUUCCUGUCAUCUGCGAAGAUAAAUAUUUUCCGAGGUUAACUCCUGAGGUUGAAGAAAUUCCCGAAUCACCAAUAAACGAUCAACUGCAAGAAGACACGCUACCUUGUUCGAUAUCAGGGUCGCUUUUCUCUCUUCCUGCUAAUGUCCCCAGCCCUUUCUUCGCAGAGAAAUCACCCGAGAGCAGUAAAUGCUCCAAGGUCAAUUUAUUGUCCCAAAAUAAAUUGCCGGCCCUUGAACCGCGAAGGAAACGUAGAGAUAGCUCGUUUCUACAAGAUAUUCUUCCCAACGCUGAGCGGUUUACAGACCCAGAUGGAUAUGGCCAUAAACCUCCAAGGGCCGGAUCCAAACGAAAAUUCGAUGUACAGGAAGAGGGAGAGCCCGGCUCAGCGCAUUCCAACUGUCAAGAUGAUUUUCAGUUCACCCGCCUAAAUGCAUCAUCCGAGGACCUGCCACAGGAGAUAGAUAUCCGUAGCGAGGACCAACCCAUGCAGAGAGUCUCCAAACACAAAAGGCAACCUGUGGGGGAAAAGAAGCCUGGGCGUCGAGCCUUAGGACCAAAGAGCACAAACACAAACCUAAGGUCACCGGUUAAAACUGAUUCAGAAAAAGUUCAGCUGAGAGGUGAAGGAAAACGACAUUUCGCACAAAUCAAUGGAACACCGUGUAGCAGGACAAUAAAGGACGAGCGCGGCAGUUUCGACAAGCUAAAGUCUAGUGUUUUAGAACCUAACUUAUCUGAAUUCAACCCGAAGGCACCCAUAAAGGGAGCCCGUUCACCCAAGGAAGUGGGCCACUGUUUAGACACCGACCCACCAGUUGCUACCCCAAAUAUGGUCGAUCGCGCUGCAACGUGCGAAAGCGCAGACAUACUCCCAGAGCCGGGUCCGACGGACGGUAAAGCAUCUGCAAAUACAAGGACUAGACAGUCUAGACGAUCAAGAGGACCUGUGAGCUAUGCCGAGCCAAACCUCAGAGAUAAAAUGAGACGCCCCACAGAGGAGCUUGUUGAUGCCGUUGGGCAAGACAGAUUUCGGCGUAUUUCGAGAUCGCAGCCCGAACAUUUCCAAACGCCCGAAGAAGGUGACACUAUAAAUAACAAUCCCGUCCAGGCGCCCCAGGAUCCGCCAACAAAAUUACCCGAUCAUGAACAAAUGGCGGAGGGAUGUUCCGCCCAUCCUGAUGGGGAUUACCAUAACGGGCAAUCAGCAUCUAGCAUUGCUAUUUCAACUCUUGUUGCGGGAAGUAAAAAGCGUUGCCAGACAAAAAAACGAAGUGAAACACGGAGGUACUCGUCAAACCCAUCACUUGAUGCUAGCCAUGCCCAUUUGACGACGAGGACUGAUAUGUACAACAAAACACCACCUGCUGAAGGGAUGUUUGAGUUCUCCACGGAGGAGACUGCGGCUGGCUAUGCUAAAACCCCAAUCGACUCAACGCGCUUGCAACGCGGCCCUGCCACUAGGAGACGGAGUAUGAUGGUCUAAGGGCACCUAUUUAUAUUAUAUACAUUUUAAACGUCAUCUCUCAUCAAGCCUCAAUGUUCCAUUGACAAAGUUCCCAGCUUCCCUUUAUAGCAACAAACUCGGGACAUCCUAAAAUGGGUUCGAGUAUGCCGGGGUGGAUAGGCUAUAGAGAGCGCAGGAAACCGACUCCGCCGUAAUGCGUGUUUCAACGAGAUGAUCAUCAGUCAAAAAUUCAUGACUCUUUUGGCGAGCAGACGAAAAUGUCCCCCCACACGAAUAAUCAUCCCAUAAUAAAUGUCGCGAUUCUUCAUAUGUAAACUAAAUGCCAAAGUAGUGGUUCGUAAAUCCAUUAUCGUCACUAUACUUCCAGAACUUGUCAAGGGCCUUCCCCAGUGCCUUCCCGUUUUUCGUUAUACUUCGGCACCCGCUCAUAAGCGUUUACCUUUGGUUUCGUUUUUGGUCGUUUUCUGCCGUGACCUGAAUGCUCACUGCCACCAUGAUCAUGAUUGUGUAAAUGACGUCUCGGGGAGCGGCUGUUGGUCAUUCUUGCUUCUCCACUAUCGAUUUCGCUGUCGCUAUUGCUCUCGGAAGAGUCGGAGUCGGAAGAAUCUGACUCUGAACUGCUUUCGCCAACCUCUC